Molecule: messenger RNA, 2178 nt
Organism: Eimeria acervulina
Lineage: Eukaryota; Apicomplexa; Conoidasida; Eucoccidiorida; Eimeriidae
Exons: 1
Coding region: 1-2178 (725 amino acids)
Source: RefSeq, a predicted model, not a curated record
AUGAUGUUUUGCAUCUCUGUUCCAGCCGUCGUGGGAUGGCUGUGGACUGCGGGGUUACUGAAUGAAAAUGUUGAGGCAACGAUGUCCGGUGCCCCUUUCUACCCGGAAAUAGAGACGGACUCCUUAGGUUUUGCCUUUAUUUCAGCGGAUCAGUUUUUUAACGAGGGGUCCUUGGAGGGAGAGGAAGGAAGCAGAACCACCAUAGGCUCCCCUACGUCGAUCAGCAUCACAGAUAUCACUGCCCAGCAGGGUAACCUUGUCUAUCACGACCCAGACGGUACAAGCCUUGCCUUACAAUCAGGCGAUCUUCUUACAGUUGACGGAACCCAUUCUAAUGGAUCUCCCCCGACGUCUCCCCCCCACAACGGGAAAGGUGGAUGGCGGGGCGUCCGCGCCUCCCUUAGCACUGCUCUCGUAUUUCUUGUUGUGUGUUUGGGGCUUCUCACGUCGCGUUCCUUCAGAAUGCGAGCUGGACGAAAAAAUGCUGGAAUCGUUUACGCGCAGCAGAAACAGCCGAAACAAGAAAGGUCGACUGUAGCAGGCUCCAUGGAAGUGCACCAGCUGGAUGCGUUGCAGCAAUUGCAGCCAUUGGCUACCCAACUGGCUGAAGUUGUUGGGAUUGACGCAUCUCUUGCUGCACUAUGGGACUUUCGAAGUAGUGUACAAAAGGGUAAACAGGCACAGAGAAACAUUUUGAGGGGAUCAGUUAACACUUCGGAGUCAUCAGAGAGACUAGUGAAACAAGCCUUACGAGAAGGCGUUUCUGCACUAUCACGGUUGUAUGAAGUGGCUCGGCAGCACAGCUUUUCUCUGGCGCAGAAGACGCAGAAAUUCAAUGAUAUCACCUCCUUUUCAGAGGCAGAACUACGAGCCAUGGGAGGCUAUUUGGGUCCUGCCUUCGCCGGCUUGCUGGAGUUUCAUUUGGAAAGCCUGGGCUCUUCUUUAGCUACGCUUGUCAAGAAUUCAGAAGGGACGGAGAAGGAGGUGAAGGGGCUAAGGGAGUUCAAGGGUGUUGAGGAUCGGCGCUUGCUGGCUGCUGCUAUUGCAGAUGUGGAGUUCAUCAGGGCAGCGCACGAGGCGGCAGAAGGCCUGAAUCAACUCGCCAUUGCAUUAAGGUCCAAGGCGGUUACAACACUACUCUCACACUUCCGGAGGGAGCAGAUAUGCAUACAACGCCAGUGUAGAGACAUGUUAGAGGAGCAGCGCGCCCUCUGGCAGGUCGAGAGACAGCGGCAGCUCUCUCUUUCCAGCAGUGACAGCGCUGCCUUAGAGGAGCUUGACGCAGUGGAGGAGGAACUCCGCAAAGGGAGGCAGUUGCUGCAGACGCACCGUGAGAAGAUCGAGUUUCUCGCGAAGCAAAAGGACAUUCCCUCUGCACAAGCUGCGGGGCAGCAAGCAAACGCCGUGGGACAGGAUUUAAAGGCUUUGCUGCAAGUGGUAGCCAGCCGCAUAGCAGCGAUUUCUGGCCCUUCAGGAACACGUGAGGCAUCUCAGGACAAAGAAGUGCAGUUCGUCAUGCAUUCAUUGACCUUAGAAGCCAGUCGAGAGGCUGCCACAGCCGCCGAUAUAGUGGGAAGCACACGAAAGGCCCUGGAGUUACAGAAGGCUGUGGCACCGCCCUUUUUAUGGAUGCGACAAAACCAGGGGCGCAAGAGCAAUGACGCCAACAACUUCAUUAACCCCUCCGUAGAGAGGCUGGUGAAGGACUGGCUUCAGAAAGUAGCAGAUAAUGCACGGGCGGUAGCGAGACAGGCUGCCAGUGCAGCAGCAGGAACAACGCAAAAGAGCAGCGAGUCUCCGUUCUUUGAGUCGCAUUUGGCGGCAAGCAAAGCUACCAUGCUAGCGGAGGCCCUUGGCCAGGAAGCAGAGUUGUUGGAGCUGCGUGCGCAGCUCAUUACAUCCAUGAAGUUCGUGAUGCAGGUUAGCGACAAUUUGGCGCGCAGGGCGGCAGCAGCAGUAGGAGAAGCCCAGGGGGAGGAGGAAGAGCAGCAACAGUGGCAUGUCGUUCUGUCUCCCGACGAAAUUCUGCAGGUGCAAGCUCUCCUUGAUCAAGUACAAUUAGCAAAGGAAGAGGCGUGGUCACAGCGCAGUUUGAGGGCCUUGGCAGUGGCAGCAGCAGCUAUGAAAGAGGCAUCAUUCGAACUCACUUCUAUCAUUCAGGGACGUGAAAAGCUUUGA